Messenger RNA from Opisthorchis viverrini, 375 nucleotides. RefSeq lists its product as hypothetical. NCBI's taxonomy places the organism in Eukaryota, Metazoa, Platyhelminthes, Trematoda, Opisthorchiida, Opisthorchiidae. The annotation marks the transcript as partial. The record is from RefSeq and is a predicted model, not a curated record. The transcript has 2 exons.
AUGGAAUCGGAAAACGGAGGAUACUGUUCAUAUAAACAGCGUGUCGUGACCGAAAAGAUUAGUAAGACCCAAGUGUCCUGCAUCAGUAUGCUAUCAUUUCGCCACUUUUUGACAUACCGAUAUCUAUAUGCAUCUUGCAGUGCGCUUACACCUCCGAAACUGGGGGCGAGAUGGCCCAAGUGGUUAGAGCGCGAAUUUACUAACCGGAAGGUCCGCGGUUCGAAUCCGCCCUCCGCCACUCGACUUCCCCUGUCUAGGCUUAGGCAACCUGGCAGUAUCCCAGCCCUCGUGCUUCCUUCGGGUGGCAUGGCAGGUAGGCACCGGAAGGGUGCUACGGCUGAACGCUUUACACCUCCGAAACUAAUAAGACAAUCU